Messenger RNA from Stegostoma tigrinum, 4185 nucleotides. RefSeq lists its product as uncharacterized. Gene Ontology annotation, molecular function: nucleic acid binding. Gene Ontology annotation, biological process: DNA integration. The transcript is spliced from 16 exons. NCBI's taxonomy places the organism in Eukaryota, Metazoa, Chordata, Chondrichthyes, Orectolobiformes, Stegostomatidae. The record is from RefSeq and is a predicted model, not a curated record. Bases 266 to 3340 code for a protein of 1024 amino acids.
GCACGGGUGGCAUUUUGUUGGUUUUCUCACGCCCGCGUUGUGUUGUGGUAAGCCAGGCGGCUGACAGCCAGGCCCCGCUGCACCACAUCAUUCACAGCAGCCCGGUGGAGUUCAACGGGGGGAGCGGAGAAGGGGAAACCCCCACCCAGACAACGACAAUAGCGAUGUGACACGGCGACGAGAACAGAUAGCAGAAGAGGAAAGAGGAAAUCCUGAUGAAAUUUCAGCCUCUCCAGAGAUUCCUGAUGGUAAAACACCAGAGAGGAUGGAAAAAGGAUACACUGUGGUGGCUGAGACGGUAGAAGAUGGUAGAGAACAAAAUUCUGAAGAGCAGCAUGAAACUAAUACACUAUCAGGACCAGCACACAUUACUGGAGAAAAGGGAACCACAGCAGAUGGUUCAGGAAAAGCUCAUAGAUCAGUUCCUGUGGAGACUCCCUCUGAAGACCUCCAGCUAUUGGCACAAUACAUGAUCAUCACAGACACCUACCAGGAUGCGGAUCAUACCUUAGCUGAGUUGCAAGUAGAGGAUAUGAUUACACUGGAUAUGGACAAUGAUGUGCAGCUGAAUGCACCCAAGAUGGACUCUGCACAACUCAUGAUGGAAAGUGCAGGCAUCAAAAAAAUGUCUGUGACUGGAAAUGCAAGUGCAAUAGGAGAAUUGAGCUUUGCGAGUACAGAGAAAGAACAUUAUCCAGGAACUGAGCAGAACAAUGGCAAAACCGUAAAAGAUGAAGUUUUUGGCAAAGCCAACAAAAAUGAUCAUUUGAUUGUGGUUGGCUGUGAACCAAAUAAGAGCUCAGUUAGGGAUGGCAAGCACGCUAAUAAUGAAGUGAAUCCAUUGAAAGGGCACACUGACAACGAUAGGACUUCAGAUGCCAUGGACAAAAACCAGGUGGAUCUGUGGGCUGAAAGUGAGCUCAAAGAUAACAAAAGGUCUGCAGAGGAGAAAGUUAGAAGUUUGACAGGUUCCAAACCAAGUUGUGAAUCCAAAGCCAACAAUGACUGUGGACAAUCUAGAGACAGGCCAUCUGUUCGUGGUAAAAGCAAUAACCAAACUAACAAACAAGGAAGUUCGAGGAAGGAGAAUGAUGAUGGUAGAAAGGACAGACACAGAGAGAAGGAUGAUCACAAACACAGAUCUUCACAUUCAAGAACUCAAAGUUCAGAGAGAAGAAGGAUGGGGAGAGGAAGGAGUCGGAGCUCAGAGAGGAGGAAGAGGAGUCGAAGCUCAGAAAGGCAAAGGAGGAGUUGGAGCUUCGAGAGGAGAAGGAGGAGUCGGAGUUCGGAGAGACGAAGGAGUAAAGAAAGGAGGUGGCUAUGUUCUUUGCAGACUUCAAGAUCCAGAAGUUGUCACAGAAGAUUUUCCAGCGAAAAGAGAGAUUCAUAUAUAGAGAAAACUCGCAAGCUGAAAGAGCAACCAUGGAGGUUGAAUCCAAAGGAAGCAUUGUGGGCUUUUGAAAGACGCAGGGAGCGUGAAAUAUGGGAAGAAGAAGCUAGAGAGUUAUUGGAAAGGGACCUUGAUCGACUCCAGCUUGAGAGGAUGUGUCUUGAAAGAGGGAGACUGGAUGAAUCUUUUCCGAUAAGGCAGAGGUUCUUGUUAGGGGAGGUAGAAAAGCAAGCACAGGAACGAACUUACCAACAGAGGGAACAGCUGCUACAGAAAAUGUACUUGGAAGAAGCUGUAAAACGACAGUUUUUUGAUAUUGGACCACAUGGAGCAUGGGAACGAGAAACAAGACAAGAGUGGGAAGGUAGAGAAUUGGACCAAGUAAGGUACGAAAGAUUACGUCUUGACAGAAAAACACUGGAACCUGAGACACAGGAAAGGUUACCAUUCUUCUUAGCUGGGGAGGCAGGGAAAGAACAGGAGUAUAAUUUCCUUGAAAGGGAAUGUCUACGCUCUAAGACAUAUUAUGAAGAAACUUUGAAAAGACCUGACACUGGGUAUAGCCACCAUUUGAGUGGUGAUCCUAGCUGGAAGAUGGAAGGAUUCCACGAUCUUUCUUCCCAGGGGAAGCUGGGAACAGAUCUGACAUGGGACACAGCUGUCCAGAGGAGCCUGAAAGGCUUAUACAGAAUGGAACUAGCAGAGGCUCAGAGGACUGACCCUUCACUGGAAGCUGUGCGAUAUCAGGCCAUGUAUCCCAGCAACAAAACAAAUACUGACCUUGGGGGUACAUUCCUGUACAAAGAGGGGAUAUUGGUUCGGCGAUGGAGUCCAAAGGAAGGCUUUUUCAAGGGUUCAGAAGUAUUUGAGGAGGUAGUAGUCCCUGAGAUAUAUCGUAGUGAGAUAUUAAAGGUUGCUCACAACAUACCUUGCUAUGAACAUCAAGGCAUUAAACAUACAGGACGCCGUACGCUGCAAUAUUUCUACUGGCCAUCCGUUUUCAUUGAUGUGGCUCAUUAUUGUAAAGUAUGUGAAAAAUGUCACUAUUCACAUAAACAGGGGGAUGUGGGCAAUCUGGGGUUACGUCCACUACCUACUAUCAACAUACCAUUUAAAAGAGUGAGCAUCGAUGUAGUGGGUCCAUUGCCUUUCACAACAAACUCUGGAAAGAGGUAUAUUCUGAUGAUGGUGGAUUGCGCAUCCAGAUAUCCAGAUGCAACAGCACUUGUCUCAGUGGAAGCAGACAUUGUCGCCAUGGCCUUGCUUGUAAUGUUUACACGUGUUGGGUUUCCAGAUGAGAUACUGUCCAAUCAGGGUGAAAAUUUUAUGUCCCAAUUGGUUAUGCAGCUAAAAAGGCAGUGCCAAGAGAAGCAGCUCCGCAGCAACUCAUACUAUCCCCAAGUAAAUGAGCUGGUAGAGAAGUUCAAUGGGACAUUGAAACAAAUACUGCGUACCUAUGCUGAGCAGAACCCCUGUGACUGGGAUGAAAAGCUGCAAUACCUUCUGUUUGCCUGUAGGGAGAUGCCACAGGACUUGACUGGGUUCUCACCCUUUGAACUUCUAUAUGGGCGCCGAGUAUAUGGGACUUUGUUUCUGAUCAAAGAGGCCUGGUUAGGGAAGUGCUUUGGCACAGAUAAAUACAUAGUGGAGCAUGUGCUGAAUGCAAGGGAUGCCUUACUUGAUUUAAUUGAAAAUAUUCCAGAUGAUCGGGAACACUCUAUAUAUGGCCGAAAUCUCUGGCACUGCCAUAAUGCUGGAACCCGGGCAUAUGAUGUGGGUGAAAGAGUGCUGGUACUACAGCCUGUAAAACGACAAAAAACACAGCUUCACUGGGAAGGCCCUUAUACUGUAGUGGAGCCAGGAAAAUACGUGUAUUAUACAAUUGAAAUACCAUUUAAUAAAUUUCGAAUUUACCAUGUUAACAUGAUGAAGCCUUACCUCGAUUCCUAGGUAGUAGAGUAGAACAUUUGAUUUUUAGUUUGUUUCCUUGUUUUAGAGAUUGUAUUAUUUCCAAAAAAAAUUUUAAGACCCAAAAACAGUAAAACACCCAAACCUGCAUGCAAAUGGUGAAUAUCACGUUACAGAUAUCCUGUAUAUUCACCCUCUUACUGUGUGCGACCUGUUUCAUCUUUAAAAAGAAACAUGCAUGAUCUUUGUCAAAGAUAAACGGUCAUUAAAUUUCUGGACAAAAAUGGUUGACAAACGAAGCUUUAAAAGCAAAAGGGAUUUGAAGGACAGGAAGUCUUUUGUAAUUUGUAUGUGAACAAAUUGUCAACAUCUGAUCUGUUGUCUGUACUUGAAGGAGAUGAUGAUUUGAGUGGGUUGACAGAGAGGGCUGAGUUUACCAUGAGUGAAAGAAGCUGUUAGUUGCCAGAGAUUACAAUUAAACUAGAAGGGUAAUUAAUUAGAUUUAUUCAGUGUACAUUUAUUGAUAUCAUUAAAUAUAUAUGUACUUUUCAUAUUUACUGAGUAUUGUCUCAUAUUGCUGUUCACUGCUGUUUAAAUAAAGUAAUUAGUUUUUUUAGUCUGUAAACAUAUGGUCUUAUCCACUGUUCAGAAAGAAUUAGCCAAGCACUGUACAAAACUACAAGAAAUUCACAAUAGAUUACUGCCAGAGAAGGUAUUGUUGGCCCUUGGUUAUGGAAUACAAGAGUAAACACAGGAAAGGCUGUUGUUUCUGAAUCAUAAGUCUGCAUUGCAAGAAUACCAUUUUGGAAGUUCAUGGAGAAAAAUAAGUUACUAAAAAUCCAGUGAUAAUGGGAACUGCAGAUGCUGGAGAAUCCAAGAUAAUAAAA